This is a messenger RNA of Caenorhabditis sp. 36 PRJEB53466, 1885 nucleotides long. Lineage: Eukaryota; Metazoa; Nematoda; Chromadorea; Rhabditida; Rhabditidae. The record is from the annotation of a GenBank genome assembly.
AUGACGGAUGUACACCCUCCCGACACGACGAUGUCUUCUCAACCAUCUCAACCGGCGAUGAAGGACAAGUUAUUUGUAGGGCUAUGCGCUCACACGUUUUCACGGUGUUCUAUCAUCUGUUUACAGAAUCUAGUCGUCAGCAACGUCGUCUCGAAUGCGGUCAACGUCGGCAACAGACUGAACCUCUUCAAAGUGCUGGCUCGAAUUUCGAGCAACGACACACCAGUUCUACCGGAAGAACUUGCACGGGCGGCCAAUUGCAAGGAGAGAUACGUUCGCGAGUGGUGUAAUUGUUUGGCUUGUGCCGGAAUCAUCGAGGUGAACAGUGAGGAGAAGUUCUGGAUAGCCGAGCAGAAUGUGGAGGUGAGAAAAGAAGGGACGCACGGUCUCCAGAGCUGACAAAGGGCGCAAGUGCGCCCCGCCCAAUAGAGCGAUACACUGGCGCGAAAUUUGUGUUUUUUUGCCAGAUUAGCCACGAUAAACCGAUAAUUUCUCAUUUGUCUCUCGAUAGACCGAUUGUAUAGGCUAUUACGAAUUUUUUAAGCGCAAGAGCGUUAAAUUUGGUCAAGUCGCAAAUUAAAUUUAUCCGUUUGAAUUUUUUUGGCUAAAACUGCGUGAAUUUCAGUUGCUUUUCGGUAAUUUUCGCGGUUCGAGCGCUCAAAAUGCUUGUAUUUACGUGAUUUAUCAUUCUCAAAACCAAUUCUGUCGGAAAACGGUCAAGAAAGAGCAAAAUGAGAAGUGCGGUUUUUAGGCGGCGAUCGGCGGCGAAGGCGAAAAAGCGAAAUUCGCGAAAAAUGCGCCAAAACGUCAUUAAUUCUGAGAAUUAGUGUGUUUUCAUGCCGAACAAUCGUUUUUCGUCGCCUUUGACGACAAAAAUCAGAGAAAACGUGCUCAAUUCAUGAAAACGCCAUUUGGCCGAGGCCACGCCCAUAUUGUCAGCUCUGGAGACCGUGGGACGCGUGAAAUGGAACAUAACAAACAUUCAGGACCUGACAAACGACGGUUUUGCCCUUGUGGGCAACGGAAUGAUGGCCACUCUUCUGGAGCCUGUCGAUCAGCUCAUCGAGUGCUUCAAAAAAGACGGUCCGUACGGUCUCGACUACUCUCAAUUCCAUAAUUUCCAAUCGUUCAUGGGCAGUAUGAGCAAAUCGCUGCACGAGAAGCACAUAGUUGCCGACAUGCUUCCGGCGAUCGGCCACGGAGUUGUGGAGAAGCUCGAGGCGGGUGGCAUUCGGGUGCUCGAUGUGGGGUGUGGCGGCGGAUUUCACUCAUCGCUGCUGGCACAGCAAUAUCCGAAGGCUCAAUUUGUUGGAUUGGACAUCGGAGAGGAUGCCAUUAAACAAGCGAAGGAGCGGAGGUGAGCAGGCGUUAGAGCGAGUCCAGCAGUGCGGAUUUAAGCUUCGAAAGCACUAAAAGCACAAAUUUAAUAUUUCGUCGUUUCAGAACAACGUCUGGAGAACCGUUCGAAAACUUGCAAUUCGUGCAAUGCGACGCCGGAAAGAUGCCGAACGACUGGACGUCUUCGUUCGACCUCGUGCUCAUCUUCGACGCGUGCCACGAUCAAUGCCGUCCCGAUUUGUGCGUUCAGCAAAUCAACCGAGUGCUGAAGCCGCGCGGAGUGUUCGCGAUGGUCGAAGUGCUCGGAUCGAGCAACGUGUUCACGGACCGGGAGACGCUCGGACCGAAGGCGGCGAUGAUGUACGGAUGCUCGAUGUUCCACUGCCUUCCGGUCGGCAGCAACUGCAAAGACGCGCUGGGAUACGGAGCCAUGUGGGGACGGCGACGGGCGAUCGAUCUUCUGAACGCGUGCGGAUUCCCCGAUGUGAGCGUGAUUGAGACGCCCUACUUUCCGAUAAAUGUCAUGUACCUGGCAAAUAAAAAUUGA